CAUGACGUCAACGUCUGUGCAGCGCGCGAUUGUCCAAAUAUCAACAGUAGCACUCGGUUGGAAUUUUGCUGUAUUUGAUUUGCCUGUGGUUUACAUUGUAGUUUUACCUGUAACAGGUGUUUCACUUCAUUUACGAUGGGCUCAAAAGUCAUAUCGACUGCCACGGAGUUUUAUCAUGUUCUUCGAUCCCUCCAGGAUGCGGAGUGCAACGAUCCGUGUAUAUUUGAGGAGGAGAUUCAAAUACUGAAGACGAAUGGAGACAGAAUUGCUGUGAAUAUGUACUCUGGCAACCAGCCAGUGUUCAUCUUUGAGAAUUAUGUACCAAAAUUAAACCACGAUGACCAAAUGACUGAAACAUCAGACUGUAUUGAUGGUAAUGCUGAGGAUACAGGCAAUGAUGCCAGUUUAUUCCCAACAGAUCUGCGACCGCAGCCACUCACAGUAAUGAAAGCAAGGCAGCUGCUGUCUCUGUACACGUUAUCUCAGAAUACCAGUGUGUCAGUUGUGGACAGCACCGCUGCACCACUACAUCCUAUGUGGGUGCGAUGUGACAUGUCUGAUCCUGCUGGGACAGCUUGGUUAGGGGCUGAAAUUGUGUCUAUGGGCACUAAAGCAUCUGGUGUUCGAUUAUACUCUGUUACCUGCAAAGGCUCAACUGUAGACAAAACAUCCCUCGUAUCCUUAGAUGCUCUGAAACAAGAGCACAAGAAAAGGCAUCACCCAUUCUCUAUGACAAUUAAAGGCAGUGCCAGGUUCAGCUUGUUUGGCUCCACCAAUGUUGAAAACACCAUAAUUGAGUCGAAGAGCAGGGUGACAGUGGAUUUAAAAUGGACUCAUGUGGAGAGUAUUCUUGAAAUACCACCCUUGUCUUCUACAGCCACACUAAAUAUUAAAAUUGCCAGCGGAGACAUGAGGAGCCCAGUGUUUGAGAUGUACAUGGAGCUGGAGUUUCUUCAGACUCUUGCAGAUGGUUUAAGAACUGGUGAGACUGAAUGGAUGGAACCGUUGGAAACAACAUCGGCUGUAAAUCUGACCAAGGCCUACCUAGAAGAACUUCAGAGCACAGCAAGGACUCUGCAGGAGCAGGCUGAAAAAUCAGGGGAGGUCACGAAGCCAAAGUCUGAGACAGACACUACAGUUUUCAAUUCCCUCUUGGUACGAGGGGAUUUGGAUUUUGUGGAGCAGCUGUGGGUUCGCAUGAGAAAAAGUGUAACUUCAUUUCAAGACAUUGAGGACUGUUUAAAAUUGGUUAUAGAAGCUCUGCGAUAUGGAGACAUCAAACCCUGGAUUCAUGGAGACAGCAGCAGCUCCCUCAGUAAACUUAUCCUGCAGUCUUACCACCAGCAGAUUGGUCGUGUGUCUCUCUCAGGUGUUACCCCUAUUCACAUGCUGCUAGAGAUGGGCCUGGACAAAAUCAGAAAGGAUUACAUUAACUACCUCAUUGGUGAACAGUUGACGACUCUAAAACAUCUGAGUUAUUACCUGAGUACAGAGGUUGAUCUGCAGGAGCAAGUAAUCCGGAUCAGAAAAUUACACCAUCUGCUGGAAAUAAUAGUGACCUGCGGCACAUUCCUGGAGUUGCCCUACGACAGGCUGUUCCUCCUUACACAAUCAUGUUUGCAGCACUAUAAAACCCACCCCUAUGAUGAGGACCAUGAAUUUAAACUCCAAAUCAAACCAGCCCUGAUCAGCCAUUUCUACCAGAAAGAAAAUCCAGUCGUGUGGGGCGUCGAGGUAUCCAGUGGCCACGGUUCCCGUGAAGUUAGGACAUCUUUGCAGCUCAGUGACAGACCACUGGUUGAUCAUGUCAUCUUUGAGACAGCUUUGCCAAAUGAAACCAUGAAUGGGGAGAGUGAGGAUCCAGAGUUCUUCUCCACCAUGGUGUGCUGUAGUCUUAUCAACUUCCCAUGAAAAUACACAUACAAAUAUUAAAUAGUGUUAAAUUAUCUAGCCUUCUUAGCACUGCUGCAAUUUUUUUUGGUUUUAUUUGAAGGUUUCUGUCACUUAUUUACUGUCCUCUUAUUUCAUACUUUCAUCUUAUAAGCAUUUUGAAAACUAUUUCUGUACUUGGACUUCGAACCAAACAAAAAAAUAAGCAGUCUCUCUGCAAGUGAAGUAUUCCACAGCAGGAUUUAAUUAGAAUUGUCAACUUUUUGCAGGGUGUCCACACAGUUUGAGUCAGAUAUAGGCCACUCUCUAAAGUUUUCAAUGCAGUAAUAAAGGAUAAAUCAGUGUUUUACAGCAAACAAUGUGUACACAUCAAACUAAUGAAGUCAGCAGCUUUGCUGACUACAGUUUGAGUAAUGCUUUUAUGUUCACAAAUAAUCUAUUAAAGUUCCAACAAUGUGUCCGUA
Betta splendens (Siamese fighting fish) is the source of this 2354-nucleotide messenger RNA. RefSeq names its product zwilch kinetochore protein (gene zwilch). Gene Ontology annotation, cellular component: RZZ complex. The transcript is spliced from 18 exons. The record is from RefSeq and is a predicted model, not a curated record. Bases 136 to 1911 code for a protein of 591 amino acids. Lineage: Eukaryota; Metazoa; Chordata; Actinopteri; Anabantiformes; Osphronemidae. Gene Ontology annotation, biological process: mitotic spindle assembly checkpoint signaling; protein localization to kinetochore.